Microstroma glucosiphilum is the source of this 2507-nucleotide messenger RNA. RefSeq lists its product as hypothetical. Gene Ontology annotation, cellular component: nucleus. Gene Ontology annotation, molecular function: exonuclease activity; nucleic acid binding. The record is from RefSeq and is a predicted model, not a curated record. NCBI's taxonomy places the organism in Eukaryota, Fungi, Basidiomycota, Exobasidiomycetes, Microstromatales, Microstromataceae. Bases 300 to 2471 code for a protein of 723 amino acids. The transcript is spliced from 3 exons.
GCGUGAAUUCACCCCUGAGCGCGGGUCGUCGUCGCAGAGGCUACUCAGAGUGCGGAAUAUUCGCAGGCCAGCUGUCCAUACCCAAGCAUCGAUGGUCACUCUAGCUAUACGAUGAGCUCGACGCGAGAACAGCCGUAGCACCUCGCCCUCAAGGGAGCAGGCCAUCUCACCUCCGCCACGGGCCACGCUGCCACUUCCGUCUUGGUUCCGGCCUCUUUCCUUGCUUCCGACAAUUGCUGCACCUGCCGCUGCCUCAUCCAUCCUCUCUACACAGCUGACCUUGGCUGCUCUCGAGAAUCAUGUUCAGGCCCUUGGGGCUCCUGAAUCACAUACCUUGUCCAGCGCAGACCGAGGCUCUGUGCGGCAGUUCGCGAUCAGAAUGUCCCUUUCAGCACACGACAGCAGCUCCAAGGGAUCCAGCUGAAGACCAGAGCAUCCCCUCCUCUUCGUCAGUCCUGCUGCCGGCAUCUCAGCGUCUCGGCGCAGCAUCUUCGAAUGUCUCCUCUUCGCCGCCUGCAAAGCGACUCAAGGUCAAUGCUUACCAGGCCACGGCCACAUCGCAAAGCAGCAGCACUGGUAAUAGCAAGGACGCUGGUGACGACGGAGGAUGGACUACUGUCUCGCACAAAAAGCCUGUUCUCGACAGCCCCGGCGUCACCAGGGAGCCAGUCCGAGCUUCUUCGUCCUCGGCAGCUUCGAGUGAGGCAGCGUUCCGGCGGCCUCCUAUAGUGGUAGCAUCUGCCCAUCCUCGCUCUUCGCAGAUCCCUCUAUCCUCUCGCAAUACAUCGUUAAAGACCUUGUGGACCAUCUUCAAUGCUGCCUAUGCUCCCCUCCUGGUGUCUGAAAUUCCCGAAGUGCAGGAUGCUGGUCGAAGGCUAGCAUUUCAAGAUUCCCUCUCCCAAGAGAAGGACAUCUUCUCCAAAGCAUCAAAAACGAGUUACCGAACGAGCAUCGUCACGGCUGCGACAGGCAUACGCAAGCGUGAUACAGCUGCUGUUGCUCUGGCGGAGAAGCUGGCACAGGAUCUUGGCAGGACUGCCAAAGAUAUUGCUCAACUUCUAAGAGAGUCAUGCUCGGAGGUGGGGACCAAUAGCGAGGUACAGGGGAAGAGAGCUGCCAUUGAAGAGCGGAGAAAGACGAGACUUACCUCUGCGAAGUUGAGACAGCACCACUUCUUAUGCCCUCCUGCCGAUUUGCCCAGCUUCGGCUACGCUGUCGAGCCAAGAGAUGCAUCUAUAGAAGAGGCAUGGGGACUUGGUAGCUCCGCACCCGACGCGGUCGGAGAGAAGAAGGAUUGCAACAGGUGUGGAAAAGAGUUCAUAGUCGGGGGAGAGGUAGGGGACGACGGAUUUCGCCAGGGCCAAGACGAGAGGGCAUGUCACUACCAUUGGGGCAAGAAGAGGUUCGAGCGAGAUGCAGGUGUUGCGGGACGAUCGAAAGUCCAAUUUUGGACAUGCUGCAACCGACCAGUCGAGUCUGGCCACCUUGCACCUUCCCUUUCUGUUCUUGCGGGAUUCGGCGGCCCAUCUGCUUUCGUAGAAGGCGAUGAGACGUGUGCAAAUGGACCUCACGUCUUCAAAGAGGACCGAGUAGAGGAUCUCCACAAACGUGAAGGCUUCGUCACCAGCCGCGAGCUCGCAGAAGCGAUGAUUGCAGAGGCUGACAGAAUAGCUCCUCUUGAAAUUGCCGCAAUCGAUUGCGAGCUGGGUUACACUACCGCUGGAAUGAGCAUGACGAGGGUGACUGUUCUCGAUGAGAGUGGUGCUAUUGUUCUAGAUGAGCUCGUCAAGCCUCGAGCAGAAGUGCUUGAUCCGAAUCUCAGAUUUUCCGGCGUUACAAAGGAGCAGCUGGAGCAGCCUGGCGUGAAGAGUCUGCCUGAAGUGCGCAGAGAGAUUGCCCGUUUCGUUGGUCCUGAUACUAUCAUCAUUGGACAUGGGCUGGAAAAUGAUCUCAACGCGAUGAGGCUUCUGCACACUACAGUAGUUGAUACAGCCCUACUCUUUCCUCAUCACAAAGGCUUACCCUUUCGGCACGGCCUGAAGCUUCUGUCCUCGAAGCAUCUGCAGAGGAGCAUUCAAGACGGUCCCGCUACAGCUGGUCACUCUUCCGUCGAGGAUUCCAAGGCCAGUCUCGACCUCGUGAAAUGGAAGAUGUCGACUGAUGCUCGGUCACCGUUCAGCCCAGCUACUCUACCUGGCUCCGGCUCCGUCCGAGCGACAAGUGGUACAGUGCGGCAGAACAUGAGCCCGUCUACACCAGCAGGCCAUUCCAACACAAUAGGAUCGACACCACCUGGGCGGGUUGCAACUCUCGCUUCGAGAGCUACUUCAGGCUCUCCAUCGGCUGGUGAUGUGGGGCGCCCUGAUGCCAGCAAUCAAAAGAUGCCAUCCAACCCGUUUUCUCGCUCUGCCCACUCGCCGCCUGCUCCUGCGGAUGCCAUGUCAGGUCUCUUCAUCCCAAGGCGGCGAUAGUAUCGGCUGACUUCCGUAACGACUCAACGUGACUCC